Messenger RNA from Spirodela intermedia, 1982 nucleotides. NCBI's taxonomy places the organism in Eukaryota, Viridiplantae, Streptophyta, Magnoliopsida, Alismatales, Araceae. The record is from the annotation of a GenBank genome assembly.
AUGGAAAAGGCUUUUGAUAGGAUCGAGUGGAAUUUCCUUACCGAAGUACUUCGACGCUUCGGAUUCACCGACGAGUUCAUUGACCUAGUCGAUGCAUGCAUUAGGGAGAACCAUUUCUCCCUAUUGGUGAACAGCACUUCCACACCUUUCUUCACAGCCACGAGAGGGUUACGACAGGGGGAUCCCUUAUCACCCACUCUCUUCAUAUUAGUUGAAGAAGCCCUUAGUCGAACCCUCUCCCGAGCGGUGACACGUGGGCUUAUUCAACCAUACCAUUCGAAGAGGGGUUGCCCGAUCAUAUCGCAUUCUUUGUUUGCGGAUGAUGCGAUACUUUUCCUUAAUGGGUGUGAAACAUCCAUCAAGGGACUCAUGACUAUCAUCUCCAGCUACGAGCGGGCCGCAGGUCAACUCGUCAAUGCCUCGAAGAGUAGCUUUAUAGUUGCAUCUUCUGCCACCAUUAGCACCAUACGACGCAUACAGAACCUAACAGGGUUCUCGUGUGGUCAUCUACCCUUUGAUUACCUUGGAUGUCCUAUCUUCCUCGGACGCACUCGAGUUCAUUACUUUGAUUCCCUUUUGUGCAAGUUGAGGAAGAAACUUGACGGAUGGAAGCUUCAGCUUCUAUCUUCAAGAGGUCGCAUCCAACUGAUACGUCAUGUCCUCAUGAGUAUGCCCUUGCACCUACUUGCGGUACAUGGGGUACCGGACACCGUCUUACGAUUUGUGAGGCGGAUUUGUACCUCCUUCUUAUGGGAUGGUCAACUCGACGGGCCUCAUCGUCAACGUCGAGUUUCUUGGAAAAAGGCAUGUCGACCGAUGGACAAGGGUGGCCUAGGGAUUAAACGCCCUGAGGAUAUCCUCGAUAUGCUUCAAAAGAAACUCGUAUGGCGGAUGAGGACGACGAGAUCACCCCUAGGGACCUUUGUACUAGCCAAAUACGGGAAUUGGGCUAGCCAACUUACCGACAUAAAAGGAGGAAAGCGAUGGGCAGAUUGGCAAAGACAUUGGUUGCAGAUGAGGCCUUUAAUCCGAUGGCGAGUGGGACGAGGCACUAUCAGUGCUUGGUAUGACACUUGGUAUGCGGAUACUCCAUUGGCCUCUUUUACCUCCUUUAGGCCAUCUUGGCCUCGUCUCACGGUGGCUCAGCUUCUUGAUGGAGAUACUAGUGUAUUCCUCGAGAGGCACGGACUCUCAUUAGAUUUACUACCAGAGAUCUCAUUAAUAGAGUUGGACCCUAGUGAUGAUCAUCCGAUCUGGACUCUUACCUUAGAUGGAUGUUUUUCUUGUAGCUCUUCUUGGAAUCACUUUAGACAUCGUUCCGCAAAACAGUUUUGGGGAGAUCUCAUUUGGCACACUGCUAUCGUACCUCGAGUCUCUUUCUUUAUGUGGAAAUUGAUGCACCGUGGACUUCCUACAGAUGAUCGUAUGUCUAUCACAGGACAUAACAUCUGCUCUAAAUGUCAUUGUUGUCCCAUCACUCCAAGUAGUGAAACUAUGGGCCACUUAUUUUUUCAUGGUGUUAGAAACUCAUUUGGAGGAUGAAGACCACACCAUCGGUGCUAGGUACUUUUGUGUCAGCCAAAUAUGGUGAGUGGGCUCGACAGCCGGCUGACAUCAAAGGAGUCAAACGAUGGGCAGACUGGCAGCGACAUUGGUUGGAGAUGGUGCCUCUUAUUCGUUGGCGAGUGGGGCGAGACGAGAUCAGUGCCUGGUACGACACUUGGCUAGAGGACACACCAUUGGCCUGUUUUACCACUUUCACAUCUUCUUGGCCUCGCUUGACGGUAGCCCAGCUUCUCCAAGGAGACACUCGUCUACUUAUUGAGAGGCAUGGACUACCGUCGGACUUGUUACCAGCCAUCACCAUGACUGAGAUGAGUUUUACUGAGGACCAACCCAUCUGGACACUUACCAUAGAUGGCAGUUUCUCUUGUAGCUCCUCUUGGGAGCACUUUAGAAACCGCUCCCUAAAGACAUUUUAG